CCAUAGCUUUUCAAUUCUAUCCCAAAGAAAAGAGAAGCGAACUGAGUUUGAUCAAUCUCUGAUUUUCAGAAACAAAAAAAAUAUAAGAAUGGGUCUAUUGAAUGGUGUGAACAAUGAUGAGUACGUAAGGCUAUUAGGAGCAUGGCCUAGCCCUUUCGUGCUGAGGACUCGGAUCGCACUUAACCUAAAGCGUGUACCGUACGAGUAUCUCGAAGAAGAAGAUACUUUGAAUUCGGAGAGCGUGUUAAACUACAACCCCGUCCAUAAACAGAUCCCCAUCCUCAUCCAUGGAAACAAACCAAUCCGUGAAUCACUCAACAUCGUCAUGUACGUCGAUGAAACUUGGCUCUCCGGCCCUCCGAUACUUCCUUCUGAUCCCUUUGAUCGUGCCGUUGCUCGUUUUUGGGACGUCUACAUUGACGAACACUGUUUCACAUCAAUCAAUGGAGUGGCGGUAGCAAAGGACGAGGAGGAAAGAAAGAUGGCAAUAGCGAAGCUAGAGCAGUGUAUGGCUCUUUUGGAAGAAACGUUUCAAGAAUGCAGCAAAGGAAGAGGCUUCUUUGGUGGAGACAACAUAGGAUUCAUCGAUAUCGGUUUCGGGUCGAUGUUGGGUCCUCUUAAGGUUCUUGAGAAAUUUUCAGGCGUCAAGUUCAUACAUCCAGAGAACACGCCAGGUCUUUUCAAUUGGGCAGACAGAUUCUACGCCCAUGAAGCAGUCAAGCCUGUCAUGCCCGAUAUCGAAAAACUGGUCGAGUUCGCUAGGCUUAAGUUCAAUACUUCAAUCUUUAAAUAAAAACCAAAGGCUAUAAAAUUAAAUAUUUUGACGGACAUAUUAUCACAUGCUUCGAAUCAUCUAAAUCGGGGAAAAAAAUGUAUACUCAGUUAAUUUAAGGGCAUAGUCAAAAUGUUCUUUUGUUUUUUUCUUUCUUACUUUUUUUGGUAAUUUUUUUUCUUUCUUACUUCUUAUAUGUACGCAGAAAUAAUCGAUUGUGGCACGCAAGAAAGUGUAUGUUUUUGGA
Brassica oleracea var. oleracea is the source of this 1019-nucleotide messenger RNA. RefSeq names its product glutathione S-transferase U11. Gene Ontology annotation, biological process: glutathione metabolic process. Bases 89 to 793 code for a protein of 234 amino acids. Lineage: Eukaryota; Viridiplantae; Streptophyta; Magnoliopsida; Brassicales; Brassicaceae. Gene Ontology annotation, molecular function: glutathione transferase activity. The record is from RefSeq and is a predicted model, not a curated record. Gene Ontology annotation, cellular component: cytoplasm. The transcript has 2 exons.